Plasmodium falciparum 3D7 is the source of this 1416-nucleotide messenger RNA. RefSeq names its product cell division control protein CDC50A (gene CDC50A). Gene Ontology annotation, cellular component: membrane. NCBI's taxonomy places the organism in Eukaryota, Apicomplexa, Aconoidasida, Haemosporida, Plasmodiidae. The record is from RefSeq and is a predicted model, not a curated record.
AUGAAAGAAACGAUGAAAAAUAAAGGUAUUAAAAAAAAAAAUGUAAAAGAAAAGGAUAUUCAUAAUAACAAUAAUAUCGAUAGUUCUGAUAAUGACGUGGAAGCUUGUGACGAUUUGAUUUUAAUAAAUUACAAUAUAAAUGGUUUAAGAAAUGAAGAAAAGGAUAGUAUAAAAGAAUUUAAAGAAAGAGAAAUGGAUAUAAAAGAUACAUCAUCAUCUUCUAAUUACAUACAAGAUAAGAUAUCUAAUAAAGAUUCUUCUUUAGAUUAUGAUGAUAAUUUUUUGGAAGAAAAGAAAAUUAAUACAUUUUUAAAAACAGAAGAUAAUUUUGAAAAUGAAAAUGAAAAUGAAAAUAAUAUAAAGAAAAAAGAUAUAAGAAAAAGAAAUGAUAAGAAUAAAAAAAAUAAUAUAAAAGAUUUAAAUAAAAAUAGUAAUUCAUCAAUUCUUGAGAAAUUUAAACAACAAAAAUUAAAAUCAAAACAACGAUAUUGGACACCAAAUUGUUUAAUAACAACUUAUUUAUGUAUAUCUAUUAUAUUUAUUUUAAUAGGAUGUAUAUUUAUUAUUCUAUCUACAAGAAGAAAAGAAUGUAAAAUAUCUUAUGGUGAAUAUAAUACAUCACCUUUGGUGUUAGAAAUAAAUGAAAAUAAUUGUAAAGGACCAAAAAGGCCAUUCAAAAAAAAUGCAUAUAUUUUUUAUGAAUUGCAUAAUUUUUAUCAAAACCAUAAAAAAUAUCUCGUAUCAAAAUCUCACAACCAGUUGAUGGGUACUGUAUAUACCAAAGAUAACGAAGUCUCGCAAUGUGGUCCGAUCACAAAAAACCAUGAAGGCAAAAUUCUUCAUCCAUGUGGACUUAUAGCUAGAAGUAUUUUUAAUGAUACAUUUUCUGUUUACAUGGAUAGAGAAUUACAUAAUAUGAUUAAAUUAGAUGAAUCUAAAGAAGGAAUUACUUGGUAUAGUGAUUAUAAUAAAUUUAAGAACCCAUCGGAUAGCGAAAUGGAAUUACAUAAAUCACAUGUAGAUUUUUGGCUUAUGAACGAAAAAUAUAAAAAUGCUUUAAAUAUGAAUAAUGAAAAUGGCUAUGGAGUAGAGAAUUCUCAUUUUAUUGUAUGGAUGAAAACAGCUGCAUUAUCAGAGUUCAGGAAAAAAUAUGCUAAAAUAAAUGUUGAAGUCAAUUUACCAAUAUAUGUAAAUAUUAAUAAUAAUUUCCCUGUUACUAAAUUUAAUGGUAAGAAGUUUUUUGUUAUAGCUGAGGGAUCAAUAUUUAUAAAUGAAAAAAUACAAUCACUAGGAAUACUCUACUUAGUAAUAGGAAUUAUAUCUCUUGGAAUUGUCGCUUGUCUAAUAUAUAAUCAAAUGAAAAACCCCAGAAUUAUAGGUUACCAUGCAUACAUAUAUAUUUUCUUUUUUUUGUAA